Molecule: messenger RNA, 3412 nt
Organism: Toxotes jaculatrix (banded archerfish)
Lineage: Eukaryota; Metazoa; Chordata; Actinopteri; Toxotidae
Product: high mobility group AT-hook 2b
Exons: 6
Coding region: 256-612 (118 amino acids)
Biological process (GO): regulation of DNA-templated transcription
Cellular component (GO): chromatin; nucleus
Molecular function (GO): transcription coregulator activity; DNA binding
Source: RefSeq, a predicted model, not a curated record
GUGAGAGAGAGCGAGAGAGAGAGAGAGAGAGAGAGAGAGAGAUUACUCUUUCAUUCCAGCCAAUGAGACGGUCGAUAUACUAAGAUUUUCAUAGUUGUGCAGGAGCACAAAGUGAGCUGACUGUGUGAACUUCCAGGUAAAACUGCAAAGCGACUCAAGCUCCUGAUACUCAGGUCUUCUCCUCUUUAAGCCCUCGAGGCCGCUCCUUCAGGCUUUGAUGCCCACACUCUUAAAAGCAGGUGGACAGACACAGGCAUGAGUAACAGUGGGACCAAAGAGCCGUCUCCCCAGCCGAGCACUGCCCAGCCACCUCCUGAGCCUCCGCGCAGGGGGAGGGGUCGGCCACGUAAACAGCAGCAGGAGCCUGUUGGACCACCGACUCCAAAGCGACCGAGAGGACGACCGAAAGGCAGCAAGAACAAAGGCCCCAGAACUGCACUGAAGAAAGUAGAGCCCGUUGGGGAGAGACGACCACGUGGGCGACCGAGGAAAUGGCCUCAGAAAGUAGUUCAAGAAGUAACUGAAGAGCAGCAGGGCUCUUCAGAAGAGGCCGAGGAGGGCCCCUCACAGGCCUCGUCAUCUCAGGUUCCAGCACAGGAGGAAGGGGAGUAGAAACUACACCUCUCUACCUACCUCAAGGUUUGGCCUCAAACAUACAGGAGUAAAAUUUGACUCCUAUCUGUGAUGGGGAUUCAGGAACACACACAUACACUCACAUACAUACACACAAAAUCAUUGUAAACAGUAAUUCUUUUUCAAAUGGAGUGCUCUACCCUGGAUUUGUUGGUUCACUACAAGUUUGGUGAACAUCUCUGUUUUAACAUUGAAGAACUUGAUCAUUUGAUAGGGGUUUUUUCAUAUAAUAGUUUUUGGAUAUGCGCUCUAACGCUCUGCAAGAAAACUAAGAAGUGUAUUUCCCAAAUUGUUGGACUAUUCCUUUUAAGGAUACCUGCUUUGCUGAACCCCUCAGUGUGAGUGUGUAUGUGCACGUGUGUGUGUGCUGAGUGGUUGUGUGGAGAGGGGACAGGUUUGCAGGCUAAAAUGAGGGGGUGGGGGGGCGGAGUUCAUUAAAAAAAAAAGAACCAAACUGAACCGUUUUAUUGAAACAUGUUUCUGACUUAUGUGUCAUGAAUCCUCAUAUGAAAUGGGAGCAAGACGGUGACAUUUUUAGCAAUGUUACAAUAUAAACAUGGUGCGCUGAAGUCAUUAUUAUGAAAGUAGAUGUGAAAGGUUUUAUUCCCAAAUGAAAUAUCCAACUUUGGAGGGGAAAAUGUCUUGUGUUCUUUACAUUGGAUUACAUUAGCUCAAAUGUCAAUGUAAGCAAAAGUAUUCACAUUGUUAAUAACCUCAGUGAAAUGCAGCUUUUUUUUCUCCUUCCAACCAGCAGCUGAUUAAAAAAAAAGUGCCCAAAGGUUUAAAUGGAUAUCUCAUUUUGGAGGGAACCCUUCAUACAGUAUAUACUAUAGUCAACAACCGUGUUGAGAAGUCAUUUUACCACACUCAGGAUUUCACUAUUACAGUGCUUUUACACCAUAUUGAAACCUCAGGAACAAAACUAUUCAGGAACAUGUUGUCAGUCUACUCGGUAAUAAUUAUUGUGCUGUGUUUGUUGUGCAUUUCUGAUCUGUAUUUGACAUUACCAGUAUGCCUUGACACAAAGACCUCAUGUAAACCUCAGUUACCCUCAGUUUCUUAGUCUCUCAUUCUACCUCAGUUACACAAAAGACAGAAGAUCUCCAACAAAGUAACUCUCCACUCCCUCAGCAGUGACUUACACAGGUGCAGAUAUACAACACAGACAGGCAAAGGGUUUUCAGGCUUACACACAAACAAACACACAGACUCCAGUAGAGGGUUUUACUAGUGGUGUUAAAAUAAAAGCAUCAGUGUCAUUUUUUUAAAGAACUGUAUUUGUUAAAAGUUGAAGUCAGAGUUGGUUUUUUCUCCUGGGAAAUAAAAUACAGCCAAUAGUUUACAAUAACUUGAUGAAAUACUUGCUUUUUAGGGUGUAGUUCUGUAUGAAAUACUUGUUUUGUCACUUAUUUUUUUUUUGUCUGGUUUUUUUGGAUUGAUACGCCUUUCUCAUUUUUACUAUAUUAUGUGUUUUCAGAUUCAUACACUGUAAACUGUACGUGUGACACUUGUGUAAUUCAUGUGAUUUGAAAGGAAGGGCAGCAAAUAACCACACAGUGUUGAAAUACAUGACAGUUAUGGAAAACAACAAGACUAUGUCAGCGUAGUAACCUUGUAUGCAAAUUACCAAAUAAAUUCUGGGUAGUUAAUUAAUACUCAACACUGCAUCAAUAACCCUGUCUUUGUUUGACCAAUUUUUGAGAGAAAAAAAGGACCCAAGUUGUACCUUCCUUCUCUUAUUUGCUUAUUAAAUACGAUGCUAUAACAUUUGGUAGACAACGACCACUGUGGCCACAAAGUUACAGUAAAUGCUAAAUACUAAAAUAUAGUGUAACAGUAGCACAAGUAUAAUGUAGUUCUAAAGUCAGCAAAUAUUUGCUACCAUUAGUGACUGGUUAUAUGAGACCAAGUGAGGUUGUAGCAGUGUAAAGGUUAGAGAGUAUCUUCUCUCUAACCUUUCAUGGUGUUCAGCCAUGCAGAUGGUUUUGGUUUUAUUUGGUCAGGCUUCAAGACAUCCGUUUCUUAGAUUUCUCAUGACACCCCGAAACAUUGGAAACGAAUGGAAAUUUGUGGUCGCACAUGGUGUUGAAAAAGAAAACAAAACCAUCUGCAUGAUUAAAUACCACUGGAGCACUAGAGGUUAAGUGUAAACAUUUAAUGUAAUUUGGGAGAACUCACACUUUAAGGUUAACUAAUUAAAAAAAAAAAGUUGUACAUUUUAUAUGUAAUUAAUCACUAAUAAUUACGCAUUUAUAAUUUUGCAAUUUAACAACUUGUCAUAUAGAGUAAUACUGGUAUUUUGGAGGAUUUUUUUAAUAGCUUACCAAAUCAAAUUGUUUUAAGAAAUCAAAGCUAAAGAUGUUUUCAGCCUCCCCUUUUUUUUUUUUUUUUUUUAACAAAAAUGUUUUUGACACUUUGUUGGUCAGGAUUUUGGCGCUUAAACUGAAAGACAAAUGCAAAUACUUAAGCUUCCUAAGAUUCACUGUCCCUGUGUCAUCAUGCGUUUUAUGCAUUUAUCCAGCACGAACUACAUAUCAUUUACUAGUUAUUACAUGACUUGAAUAUCACUCAUCAUUUACUGUAUAUAUAAAGUGUUUCUUCACUAAAAGUUGCUUAUUUUAUCACUGAUGAUAUGUUGUAUCCCAAUAAUUUUAUGUAUUUCAGCAUUGUUUACUAAACUGCUGCCAGAAGAGCUCAAUUCAUUUACAGGCAUGUAUGUUCUCUUGUUCAACUGCAUUGACUUUACGUUGUUUUUUUUGGGGGGGGGGGGCAGGGGGGG